CCGGUUGCAUGUGAGGCUGCAGCCGCCGCGGGACAUGUCCGGGAUCUUGUGCGAGUGGCUGAAUGAAGAGGUGCAGCUCUCCCGCAGCCUGGUUCCAGGAUCAUUUUCGGAAGAGUUUUCUAAUGGCUACCUCCUAGGAGAACUCCUAUACAAAUAUGGUCUUCAGGAUGACUUCAAUCAAUUUUCACAGAGCAGGGUUGCAAUUGCAAAACUUAACAAUUUUUCUCGCCUGGAGCCCACGCUUCAUCUCCUUGGUGUGCAGUUUAAUGAGAAUGUGGCCCAAAACAUCAUGACAGGACAGCAUGGGGCUGCAACAAAGCUGUUAUAUGAAUUGUAUAUUGCCUUGGAAAAAAAGAGAAAGACAAAGCUCACCAGAGUAGCCAUGGAAGCAAUGAUACCUGCAGCAACUGUAAAGCUUAAGUCUAUUGAAAGUGUUUUGUAUCGAGAGCGUUUGAAAACUUUAACACCACGUCAGUUUGAUUUACAACUACAACAGAUUGCAGAGCGGUUUGAAAAAAAAUCUAAGGCAGCAGAAGAUAAAAUAGCUCGUAAACAUAUUGCAGAGCUGCAGAAAAUUCAGAAGCUCCAAGAGGAACGAAGAGCCCAAGAAAUUGAAAAGCAUCAUAUAGGAAGAAAGAGACAAAAUGAAAUAAUGGCCAGAAUUCAAGAAGCCAUUUUACAGACUCCAAAGCCACCACCAAGCCAGACCAUAAAAGCUAUUGAAGCUGACAAAUUCUUAAGGAAGAAAAGAGAAGCAGAGGACACGUACAAGGAGAUUAGUAAGUUUGAGAAAUCUAUUGCCUAUGCACUACACAGCCAAAUCAUUGACAGUGAUAUAGAAAAAGCAUUGGAAACACAGAACUUGCAAGGAACAACUCCAGAAACUACAGAACAGACAGCAACUGAGCUAUUAAGUGUUUAUUCAGAUGAUGACUAUAUAAGGAAAAUUAAAAAACGUUUAGAGGAAGAUACAUUUUAUAGAGAACAACGAGAAAAGAGACGGCGAAAAAUGUUAAUGGACCAGUUAAUAGCACAUGAAGCUGAAGAGAAGGCUUACCGGGAGGAACAACUAAUUUACAGACUAUUGAGACAAACUCAGCAGGAGCGGAGGAUUGCUGUUCAACUCAUGCAUGUUCGACAUGAAAAAGAGGUGUUAAGGCAGAACAGAAUUUUUAGGGAAAAACAGUAUAAGGAAAGACGACUGAAAGAAUUCCAGGAAGCUCUUGACAGAGAAGAGGCUCUUGCAAAACAAGAGAAAAUUGAUUAUGAAGAACAAAUUAUCAAAGAAAGAGAGCAUCAUGAGAAAAUUGCUGCUGAAAGAGCUCAGGCACGUUAUAAAAAGCAUUAUUCUAUAUGUUGGGAAGUGGUCAACCAAAUCAUUGAUUUGUCAACACAAGCAGGAGAAUAUCGUCUUCUGACAAACAACAGAAUUCCAUUAAAGCUGAUGCUUGAUUGGAAGGAGCUUUUUUUUAAAGGAAAACUGAUAUAUGAACAAGCCUCAAUUCAACCUUUGCCGAGUGAACCACACCCAGAACAACCUUUAGAUCUGAAUAAAUUGAAUCUUUUAGAUGAAAAAGAUUAUAGUGAAUACAAGAAUAUGACAGGGGAAUGGUGUCCAGAUGAAGAGAACAGUGAAAACAAACCUCCUCUUAAUAAUAACGUGUUGGGUCAUGUGCUUCAUAGACUAAUGGAGAUUUUCUAUCCUCCAAAACCCGUAUCUCCACCUGCAUUUCCUCCAUUUCCUAUCAAGGGAUGUAUUUUGGGAAAACCUUUUAGUGGAAAAACUACCUGUGUAAAGUUUAUUGAAAAAGUUUGCAAUAUUCAGGUACUAUCUGUUGAUAUUUUGGUUCAAGAGGCCAUCGAAGCGUUUCUUAAAAAUGAAAUGAAAAGUGAGGAAAAAAUGAUUCCACAAGAGGCAGAGAGUUCUGGGGAAGAAAAUGAGAACUUGCCACCACUGGAUGUAUUAAAGAAUCCUGAAACAGAAAUAUCUAUCAAUAGAACUGAAGGCAAUUUUCCUGUCAGAAAGGAUCCAUCUUGGCAAGAAAUUAAACCAGAUAACAGUCAAGAUGACCUAUCAAAGCUAUCUGUAUGUGCCCAGCUUGGUGCUGCAUCACAGAAAUUGUUGAAGAAAGGAGAAAGUAUUCCUGAUGAAUUACUAAUUGACAUCCUAUUGGAGGCCAUUAAACAAAUACCACCAGAGAAGGGGUGGAUUGUGGAUGGUUUUCCAAUGACAACUAAUCAGGCAAAGCUAUUUGCAAAAGCCUACACUGGCAUUGAUCCAGAAGCAGAAGAUGCAAACUCUGUAAAGCUCUCACUUGUUAUAGAUCCCAGAGCCCCUAACAAGCCUCCUGCUACCUCACCUGCAUUUGAUAUUUGUGUGUUACUGGAUAUUUCAGACACUGUGGUACUGGAACGUAUGGCUAACUUGAAGUCAGAUAAAUCAAAGCCAUCUCAGACUGAACAGGAGAACAAAAAUCAAAAUCCAGAUGCUGUAAUCCAGGAGGAGAAGAUUGACUUCAGCAGAGUCCAGGCGCUACACAAAAUUUCAGGCUUUCUAGAUACCUGGCCAAAAUUAGAGAAAUGGUUUUCAGUCCAUCACAAUAUUCUAGUGAAAGUCAAUGCAGAGGCAGAAGAAAGGCUUGUGUGUGAAACGGUGAAGGAAAUUAUAAUAGAAGAAAUUUUCAAUAAACAGAAUAGAAGAUGUGCUGAAGAAAUAUCACCAGAAAAGAAGAUUUCACCAGUUGACGUAAGUAACGCGGAUACACAUACACAGGAAGACAUGCUUCCUCGUAUUCUUGUGGAACUACCACCAGUUCAACCAGGAUCAGAUGAAUGGAUUUAUGUAGAUGAACCACUUCCCAAGGAGAUACCUGAUUUUUUAGUACCUUACUGGGAAAUGGUAGAAAAUACAUAUAUGAAUACCAUCAAAAGUAUACUUAGAUGUCUAAGGGAUGAACAACAUUCAGCGAUUUAUUACUUAGCAGAUGUUAGAAAAAAAUUCCAAGAUCAUUUGAAGCAUCCUGAUAUUAAGCAGGAGUUUGUAUCUCUGUGGCAAUCAGAUUUUAAUUCAAUUGCUGAUGACCUGAGAGAAGAUGAGGAAGCAAAAGCAGAACUACACCAAAGAGUUACUGACCUAAGAGAUCUUCUUUGGGAUAUCUGUGAUAACCGAAGGGAAGAAGCAGAGCAGGAACGUACUGAUGUCAUGAAUGAUGGCUGGUUACCAGAUCAUAGGGGGAUUGCAGUGAACCAUUUUUUAUCACUUAUGCAGGUUGAAGUGGAUCGUUUUCAAGAUACAAAGAGACUUCUUCAUGAUUAUUAUAGAGCAAUGGAAGGGAAAAUCCCAACAGAGUACAGUCAAGAUUUUACUAGGAUACCAUUGCUAGAUAUUAUGGAUUUAGAGCAAAAGGAAGAUCAAAAUGACUCAACAAGGAUUCCCCUAGUUUCUUGGAAAGUGCCUGUACCAGAAGUACAUAUUACUAAGUCAAAAACCAAGGGAUCUCUGCAUAAGAGUGCUAAGGAUGAUAACUCUGAAAAUGACGUGACUACUGUUGGAAAAGAUGAAUGUCUUAUUACUGAUACAUGGCAAACAGCAGCAACAACAGUAUCGAAUAUGGUAACAGCUGAAAUACAGUUUAGAGAAACCGAAGAAGAAGAAGAUCAGAAGCUAAAUCUGAAAUCUUCAAAGCCAUCAAGCAAAGCUUCCAAAGAUUCUAAAAAGCAAUCUCCAAAAAAACCUCCUAAGAAGAAAGGGCUAUCUUCUACUGCAUCUGUGGAUGAAGACAGUACAGUUUCUAUAAACCCAGAAGAGUUAAAGCAACAAGAACUGGCACUUAAAAUAAAGCAAGAAUAUUUAAGUGCCUUGAAACAGGAGGAAGCAGCCGUAAAAUUUCGACUAGAACUUAUAAAAGAAAAAGCUUUAGCAUUUGUGGAAGAGCUAACAAUGAAAGCUGAAGAGGCUUAUAAAGAUAUGGAAGAGUGGCUUGGAUCCAGGUUUUUGGCAGAAAUGUCCAGUGUUGAAAAGCUGGUUGAGGUUGCGCGACAUCACAUUGAGAGUUCUAGCAAAAUUCAGUAUGAAAUUAUUUUAGAAGAAACAGAUUUCUUCAUCAGCAAUGAUGUAAAAGUGUUUCCUGACCCUGUUCCUUCACCACACGUUCCACAUAUGGAGACCUCUGGAAGUACUACUCUGACUAUGUCACAACUUACUGCACUUCAUAAGCAGUUUCUACAAGUGGCACCUAAAGCCAUCAAAGCACUGAAGCAAUUCAAAAGAAAGAGUAAUUCUUCUAGCAAGAGAGAAGCUGAUGACAGAGGGAAAGAGAAGAAAGAUUUGGAACAUCAGAGAACAAAGAGGAAUCGCCAGUUUCCAAAAAUAUGGCUAACAAAAUACUCCUGGUUAAAAUACGAUGGUGAAAGGGGAAUAAUGUUUUGUGCACCAUGUCGUAAGCAUAAUGUAGAUUUGGAAGAAAACAUUCAUAAUUUUUGUUCUGGCACUGAUGAUUUUAAGCUUGAAUUUAUAAAUACACACCAGAGUAGUGAAGCUCAUGCCUGGGCUACCUGCAUGGAAGCUGCCAGUACUGCUUCACCACAUAUAGCUUCUGCUGAGCAGAUGUUGAAGAGCAUGAACUCCAUAACAUUAGGCAGAGUAGAAAAUAUUUUUAGAACAUGCCAUGCUAUUGCUAAAUCUGGUCGUCCCUUUACAGACCUUGACUGGAUGUGCAAACUAGAUGAUAUGAAAGGAGUGGAUAUUGGUUCUGUAUUUAGAAAUGACAAGUCAGCAAGAAUGUUUAUACAUUUUAUUGCUGAAGUGGAAAGAAGAGCUUUGAAAGAGAAAUUGGAGAAAUGUAAAUUUUUUUCUGUUAUUAGUGAUGGAAUCACAGACAGUAUACUCAAAAUGGCUGCAGUUGUCUAUGUGCGCUUUGCACAUGAGGGAAAAGUCCAUUGCCAGAUUGUUGGGGUACAACCUGUUCAGAAAACUGAUGCUUCAACCAUAAAAAAUGCAAUUGAGCAAACAUUGCAAAUCAAUCUUCAGCUCAGCCUGGCAAGCCAAGACUGGUCAAGAAAAUUAGUUGGGUUUGGAAGUGAUGGGACAGGUGUCAUGGUAGGAGAAAACAGUGGGGUAGCUAAACUUCUGAGGGAAAUUCAGCCUUGUAUACUGUCUCUGCGUUGUUUUGCUCACCACCUAAAUCUGGCUUACAAAGAAGUACUGAAAAAUGUGCAGCUGUACAACAUCUUAAUCAGCCUCUUGAGAAAUAUGUAUUAUUUUUAUCAUAACUCACCACUAAAUAAGAAUAAUCUGAAAGCCACAUAUGAAGCCAUGAAGUUACGCCCAGCUGUUCCUUCUCGUAUUGGAGGCUCCCAGUGGCUUCCUCGUCUACAAAGAGCUCUACAGAUUCUCCUGAAAGGUUAUCCUGCAAUUGUUCUACAUCUGAAUAAGAUUGAAAGAGAUUCAACAGCCUCAAACCAGUAGAAAGUCAAAGGUCUUUUGCACCUCCUUCUGAAAAUGGAGAUAGUCAAGUUUUCUCACUUCUUGUUGGAUGUCAUCAAUGUCCUCAACAUUCUGUUAUGUGUUAUGCUGGAUCACAGCUCCUCCAUUGCAGAUAUAUUUGCAACCGUACAGUUAACAUUGGAAACACUCCACAUGUACGAAACAAGAGCUGGUCCAAAGGAAUGCCUGAUGGAGACUAUUCAGCCCUUUCAUGGUUAUCAGCUUAUUGGAAAUGGAAAUAUUUCAGCAGUACGAACCAAAGUACUACGUGGUCUGGUGAAGAGGCUACGUGACUGUUUUUGUGACGCAAGUCAAGAUGUUCUGAGAGCAACUACUAUUGGAAGUUUUAAACUGUGGCCUAGCAAAAUGAAACAAGAAUUUGGUGAAAAGGAAGUGUCUGUCUUGAUUAAACAUUAUGAAGUCAUACUAGAAGCUGCCAGUGUGGAAACAGGUGAAGUAGAAACUGAAUGGAGCAUGCUGAAAUCAGAACUGUAUAACAGAUUUCAGAACAUCCAGAACUUGACAUGGGAUUCCGUGAACUCAGAUUAUUCAAAGAAAUAUCCCAACAUCCUGAUGCUGGUAGAUUUGAUCCUAACUCUGCCGGCAAGCUCAGCUGAAACAGAGAGAGGCUUUAGUCAAAUGAAACUCAGCAUGAUGCAUUUACACUCUAAACUAAGGUCUGAAAAUGUGACGGAUCUUAUGAUAAUUCAGAUGAACUCUCCAGAUAUCAAAAAGUUUGAUCCCCAGAAAGCUAUUCAUUUGUGGAAUGCUACUUGGCAAAGAAAUAGAAGACAACAGGAAGGUGACAAAUGAUGACAAAUCGAAGACCUGAUUACUCCUCUUGAGUUUGAUUUGCAGACUCUCUUGUUUAUUUCACAGUCUUCUUGUGACAUAUAUGGACACUUUAACUGAAUACUUUGCAUGGCUAAUGAGUGUAAAAUUAGUAUUUUUGUUCAUAAUGUAUUAUUAUGUGAAAAUAUGGCUUUUCUUUAUGUUCACUGCGGAAUCACCAGCAGGUGUUUGCAUUUAUCCUUCUAUAAACUGAAUACAAUGGAAAAAUAAUGGAGUACCUUGUUACCUUGGCAACAUUUGGACAGUGGGAUGAUGGUCCAACUUCUGUCUAACUGAUCCUAACUUCUAUCUGAUUGUUUAUUGCGUUUAGCUGAGUCAUAAUGCAUUAUAACCACUGGGUUAACUGUCAUCUCAGACUUCAGUAGUUCAACAAGGGCCAUUGACUCUGAAACCCCAGAUAUUCUCUUCAUAAAUGUGUGAAAAAUCGGUGCCUUAUUUCUGUUAAAUGACUGCCUGACCUCUGUAGCCUAUGAAGUUUGGGUCAUACCUUCUCUCCGUAUCUGUAUGUGUUGCUACUUUUUACUUGCUUGUGGAUAUAGUUUUAACAUGACCUUUCACAGAUUUUUGUCAGACUUGUUCUGCAGAAGGAAGUCCUUUUCUGCAGAUCCAUUUUGCAUUGGUGAUUAUUUAUUGCACAUAUUGGUCUUCCUUUAGCAAAUACUCUUACAGGCAAAAUAUGACUAAUAUACUUCACAACUUCAGCCACUUUUUUUCCCUGUAAAAAUGUUUGUAAGGGUUACAAUAAGAAUGCUCUAUCUUAGUUUUUAAUCUAGGAGCUGAGAAUGAGAAUUGUUCAGAGGAGUAUCUGAUUUCAUAAUUUUACAUGUUCUAAAUGCAACUUCCUACUUUAUAAUUUCCAAUCAAUGUAAAGCACACCAGCAGAAUGUAUUUCCACCAUCAAGGAAAAAACAUUGACUAUAUCAAAAGAUAGCUAAAGUGAAAUCAUUCUUAGUUCUUCCAGCAGUGGUGAGGAUGAAAUAGGAAUAAUCUGAGAGAAAUUUGAAGGUGAAUGACCUCACAUUAUUACUUUCAAUAUAAAACAUGUCUAGUAAUUGCAGAAGACAUG
This is a messenger RNA of Melopsittacus undulatus (budgerigar), 7403 nucleotides long. RefSeq names its product sperm flagellar 2 (gene SPEF2). The transcript has 33 exons. Gene Ontology annotation, cellular component: sperm midpiece; manchette. The record is from RefSeq and is a predicted model, not a curated record. Gene Ontology annotation, biological process: sperm axoneme assembly. Gene Ontology annotation, molecular function: protein dimerization activity. NCBI's taxonomy places the organism in Eukaryota, Metazoa, Chordata, Aves, Psittaciformes, Psittaculidae.